Messenger RNA from Rodentolepis nana, 300 nucleotides. Lineage: Eukaryota; Metazoa; Platyhelminthes; Cestoda; Cyclophyllidea; Hymenolepididae. The record is from the annotation of a GenBank genome assembly.
AUGGUUAACAGGAGGCUCACCUGGUUCCUUGAGACCAUCAAUUUUCUUAAGAGUGAACAAGCAGGUUUUAGGCCACAAAGAUCAACGAACCAACAAGUAGCCACUUUCUCCCAACACAUCAAAGAUGCCCUUGAUGCAAGAAAUACCCUUACGGCUGUUUUCGUCGAUUUCAAAUCAGCAUAUGACUUAGUAUGGAAGGGAGCUGUCACAAGCUGCACUCUUUUCAAUGUCUUCAUCAAUGACAUAGCUGAGCUGGUACAGACAGUCACGGGCAAACAAGUGCUUACUUUACGCAGAUGA